AAUGUUGCAAUAUUUAUCAUUUCAAUGUAUUGUUACACAGCAGCUCAGCUCUCUGCACUACAAGACUCAAACGUGUCUGAAGAGAAACUCGACAUGGAUAUGCUACCAAAAGUCCCUGUUCCAGACCUGCAGCACACACUGAACAUGUACCUGAGAUCUGUGAAACAUGUUGUUUCUAAAACACAGUUCUGUAAAACCAAAGCCAUGGUGGAGAUGUUUGGCAAACCCGGAGGUCUUGGGGAAAGACUUCAAAAACAAUUGCUUGAAAGAAGAGAUGCCACGGAGAAUUGGAUGUAUGAAUACUGGCUGGAUGACAUGUAUCUGAAAAACAGACUGGCUCUGCCGGUCAACUCCAGUCCUGCGCUGGUUUUCCCUAAACAACCCUUCAGAGACUUCAAAGACUCUCUCAUGUUUGCAGCACAUCUCAUUCGAAGUGUUUCUGAAUACAAGCUGAUGGUGGACAGUUGCAUCGUUGUGUAUGAAGCAGUAUCAGCGACUCUUCACCUCAUCAACAGACGCUGUCUACUCAACAAAGACACACUGUUCUUUGUGCUGAAUGUGACUGGAGGCUCCAGUCAGCUGAAUGACACAGAUGUUCAGGAAGAGCUGCUGUGGAUCUAUGAGCAGACGCAGAAUUCUGUGCAGAAGCAGCCGGCCGUGGGACUUCUGACCUCCGACAGCCGGACCGAGUGGAGCAAAGCCAGAGAGAAACUGCUGAAAGAUCCCAUAAACAGAGAGUCUUUGGAGCUGAUGGAGAGCUGCAUGUGCAUCAUCUGUCUGGAUGAACCGAUGGGUUUUCAACCCAGCGACACUGACAGAGCUUUAAUGAUGCUGCAUGGGGUUGGUCCUAAUAAAAACGGGGCAAACCGCUGGUACGACAAACCUCUGCAGUUUGUGAUCGGUGCAGAUGGUGUAUGUGGGGUUAUUCCUGAGCAUUCACCGUCUGAGGGCAUCGUCGUCGUGCAAUGUGCCGAAUAUCUCCUGAAACACAUGCGGAGCGGCUCGGGUAAAGCAAGCCCAGGGUUGAAAACCUCUGAACGUCCUCGUCCAUGUAGAUUAGUGUGGAGAUGUUCAGCUGACGUUCAGGAGAUGUUGGAUUCAGCAGCAGAUCACCUGCAGAGCUCCUGCACACUGCCUUCUUAUCAGGACAUCCAGGAAAAUGAGCUGUGUGCUGUUCACUCCCGCAUCUAUAGCACUCUCGUGAGGAAUCUAGACAUGAACAUUUUCACAUUUCAACUUUAUGGGAAGGAGUUUAUCAAACAGCAGAAGAUGAGUCCUGAUGCUUACAUACAGGUGGCUCUUCAGUUGGCCAUUUACAGAUGUUACAGGAGGCCCGUGGCCACCUACGAGAGCGCGUCGCUGCGGCGUUUCCACGAGGGUCGUGUGGAUAAUAUCCGCUCGGCCACUUCAGAGGCUCUGGAGUUUGUGAAGGCUAUGACGGAUGACGCAACAUCCAUCCAGGACACAGAGAAGAUGAAGAAACUGCAAACUGCUGUGGACACUCAGACAGAAAUCACAGCUCUGGUCACCGCAGGAAUGGGGACAGACAAUCACUUACUAGGACUGCGUGAAAUGGCCGAGAUGAUGAAAAUAGAGACGCCGGACAUUUUCACUGACGAAACGUAUGGGAUCAGUAACAACUUCAUCCUUUCCACCAGUCAGGUUCCCACAACAAUGGAGAUGUUUUGUUGUUACGGUCCAGUGAUUCCUGAUGGCUAUGGCGUGUGUUAUAACCCACAGUCUGAUCACAUUGUGUUCUGUGUGUCGAGCUUCAGAGGCAGUCAAUUUACCUGUUCAGGUGCGUUUGUGAAGGCGCUGGAUCAAGCCUUACAGGACACGAGGGAUGUAGUGUGUACUAAACCUCCUGAAAAACAACAACAUCACAGAAACAUUUAACAUCUCAACACAAACACCCCAUUUAACAUAUGCAAAAUACUCUGAAUAUGUAGAUUGUGAAUGUGAAUGUCAUGGUUGAAUUAUAUAGUGUAAUACAAUAAUCAGAGCUGAAGAAGUUGAAUAUAUCUACACAAUGAAAAUAAUGUUAUGUUUUUUUUUUAUUGUGUUAUGUCCAUUUUAAUUGUGUGUGUGUGUGUGUGUGUGUGUGUGUGUGUGUGUGUGUGUGCGUGCGUGCGUGCGUGCGUGCGUGCGUGCGUGUGUGUCACACUUUAAGCUGUUGUGUAUUUAUUCAAUUAUCAAUUAUUUAUUUUUCACACUGUGCACAUAAAGUGCAAUAAUUAAGUGAAAUGCUCAGAGGUAGAUUGUGUGAUUAUGACAGAUGCACAAGAAUUCAUCAUCAAUAUGAAAUUGUGAAAAACAGUACUGUUUACUUGUGGUCUUGUUUGAUGUUUCAAAUAUUGUUGAUGCUAUUAAUGUCAGCUGGAUUGACUGUUUCUAUUGUAAGCGUGAAAAAAUAUGAUUAUA
Triplophysa rosa is the source of this 2421-nucleotide messenger RNA. RefSeq names its product choline O-acetyltransferase-like. NCBI's taxonomy places the organism in Eukaryota, Metazoa, Chordata, Actinopteri, Cypriniformes, Nemacheilidae. Gene Ontology annotation, biological process: neuromuscular synaptic transmission; acetylcholine biosynthetic process. The record is from RefSeq and is a predicted model, not a curated record. Gene Ontology annotation, cellular component: cytoplasm; neuron projection. Gene Ontology annotation, molecular function: choline O-acetyltransferase activity. The coding region runs from base 25 to 1896 and encodes 623 amino acids. The transcript is spliced from 15 exons.